Messenger RNA from Chelonia mydas (Green sea turtle), 1804 nucleotides. RefSeq names its product methyltransferase like 9 (gene METTL9). The record is from RefSeq and is a predicted model, not a curated record. Gene Ontology annotation, molecular function: protein-L-histidine N-pros-methyltransferase activity. NCBI's taxonomy places the organism in Eukaryota, Metazoa, Chordata, Testudines, Cheloniidae. The coding region runs from base 314 to 1279 and encodes 321 amino acids. The transcript is spliced from 5 exons.
AAGGGGGGGGAGUCACCGCCCCAUUGUGCUCCGCUCUGGUUUGAAAGCCGCGCCCUGCCGUGCGCCCACGCUGCGCUGUGAUUGGUCCAGAGGCAGGGAGGGGGCUGGUUCGUGCCAGGCCCCGGCGUGUCCCGGUAAUGCGGUCCGGCCGGCUCCGCUGCCCCCGCUUUCUGAGUUCCACUCUCAGUGUGUGCGGGCCCUGAACGGGAGCUGGCUGGGCUGGGCGAGAUCUGUGCUGCCGCCGCUACCGCCGCCACUAUGGAGAGAGGAGGCGGUGGCUGCGGGAGGGGGUGACUCCGCGCACCUUCCCCCGAUGAGACUGUGCCUGGCCUGGCUGGGCUGCUACACCCUGUCCCUGUGGGUGCUGAGGAGGAGGAUGUGGUCUGGCCCUGCCAGGUACCUGAGGAGCCCUUUAUCCAGGUCCCUCUACAUGAAUAUGAUGGGCAGCCACAGCCAGCCAGCCCCGGGCACCAAGGAGAACCACCAGUGGUACAUGUGCAACACAGAGCAGUUGUGUGAAUCCCUUCAGCCUAUCUUUGUCCAGAGUUACCUUGACCAGGGAACACAGAUCUUCUUAAACAACAGCAUUGAGAAAUCAGGCUGGCUCUUUAUCCAGCUCUAUCACUCUUUCGUGUCCUCAGUUUUUAGCCUGUUUAUGUCUAGGACAUCUAUCAAUGGGUUGCUGGGAAGAGGCUCAAUGUUUGUAUUUUCACCAGAACAAUUUCAGAGACUACUCAAAAUAAACCCAGAGUGGAAAUCCCACAGACUUCUCGAUUUAGGGGCUGGAGAUGGAGAGGUCACUAAAGUCAUGAGUCCUCACUUUGAAGAAAUCUAUGCCACUGAGUUGUCUGAAACUAUGAUAUGGCAGCUUCAGAAAAAGAAAUACAGAGUGCUCGGUAUAAAUGAAUGGCAGAACACAGGAUUCCAGUAUGACGUUAUCAGCUGCUUGAAUUUGCUUGAUCGCUGUGAUCAGCCACUGACUGUAUUAAAAGAUAUUAGAAGUGUAUUGGAGCCAACUAGAGGCAGAGUCAUUCUUGCACUAGUUUUGCCUUUUCAUCCAUAUGUGGAAAAUGUAGGUGGCAAGUGGGAAAAACCCUCAGAAGUUUUGGAAAUCAAGGGGCAGACUUGGGAAGAACAGGUGAAUAGCCUGCCAGAAGUUUUCAGAAAAGCUGGUUUUGCCAUAGAGGCUUUCACCAGACUGCCAUACUUAUGUGAAGGUGAUAUGUAUAAUGACUACUAUGUAUUAGAUGAUGCUGUCUUCGUCCUCAAGCCCAUGUAAGCGUAUACGAAGUAGAAGUCUCCAGAGUCAAACCCAAGAAGCAGCCUCUGAUAGAGGUGUCUGAUUUAUGAUUACUUAAUGGGAGGGAAUUUUGGGAUUGCCAUUCUAAAUAAAUAUCAUGUAAGAAUUUUAAAGGCCAAAAUACUAAUGUAUUUCUUUGUAGUAUCUUUAAAAAGGACAGUUUUUUUAAAACAGACUCUUCAGUUGAGAAUUUUUACCAACUCUUAGCCCAACAAUGCAGUCUGCAUUCCAACAUUAAUGGAAGAUAUUUUUUAUACUUAACUGCAGUAGGGAUCAUAACCAGACAAAAGCAGUAGUUAUGAUGAUACAUGAACUGAUACACAGUAUGGAUUGUUCUUUAAGAUAUCAAGUGAAAAUUGGCAAUACAGCUGUCCAUUCAGUUCAGAACAUUGUUGAAUAUAGAGUUGGAAUGGAUAUUCUUCCAUGUUAAGAAGUUAUUUUAUCUCUGACUGUCAUUCUUCAACACAUCUUUUUAAUCAUGCUAAUAAACUUUUUUUGAGAUGA